Molecule: messenger RNA, 4944 nt
Organism: Sorex araneus (European shrew)
Lineage: Eukaryota; Metazoa; Chordata; Mammalia; Eulipotyphla; Soricidae
Gene: TOM1L2
Product: target of myb1 like 2 membrane trafficking protein
Exons: 17
Coding region: 239-1729 (496 amino acids)
Biological process (GO): signal transduction
Cellular component (GO): membrane; endosome
Molecular function (GO): phosphatidylinositol binding; ubiquitin binding; clathrin binding
Source: RefSeq, a predicted model, not a curated record
UCCAGGGGGGACAUCGGAGACCCGGGCGGCUGACAGGGGGCCCGGACCGCUACGGUGUUGUCCUCCCAAGAUGGAGUUCCUCCUGGGGAACCCGUUCAGUACCCCGGUGGGGCAGUGCCUCGACCUUUGACCCAGAGCUUCUUAAACCUUUUCUACUCAAGACCUCUUCUUGCCUGAGAAACACAGCUCAGAAAAGGCAACAGAUGGCUCCCUGCAAAGUGAGGACUGGACGUUGAACAUGGAGAUCUGUGACAUCAUCAACGAGACGGAAGAAGGGCCAAAGGAUGCAAUUCGAGCCCUGAAGAAGCGACUCAAUGGGAACCGGAACUACAGAGAAGUGAUGCUGGCACUAACUGUGCUGGAGACAUGUGUGAAGAACUGUGGCCACCGCUUUCACAUCCUCGUGGCCAACCGAGACUUCAUCGACAGUGUCCUAGUCAAGAUCAUUUCCCCAAAAAACAACCCUCCUACCAUUGUACAGGACAAAGUCCUUGCUCUGAUUCAGGCGUGGGCCGAUGCCUUUCGGAGCAGCCCUGACCUCACCGGCGUUGUCCAUAUAUAUGAGGAACUGAAAAGGAAAGGGGUCGAGUUUCCCAUGGCCGACCUGGAUGCCCUGUCUCCCAUCCACACACCGCAGCGGAGCGUGCCUGAAGUGGAUCCCGCCAUGACCAUGCCCAGGUCCCAGUCGCAGCAGAGGACAAGCACCGGCUCCUAUUCCUCACCUCCUGCUUCUUACUCUGCUCUGCAGGCCCCAGCCCUGAGUGUGACUGGGCCCAUCACAGCCAAUUCAGAACAGAUUGCUCGGCUGCGGAGCGAACUGGACGUUGUUCGAGGAAAUACAAAAGUCAUGUCUGAGAUGUUAACAGAAAUGGUUCCCGGGCAGGAGGAUUCGUCCGACCUGGAAUUGCUGCAGGAGCUGAACCGGACCUGCCGGGCCAUGCAGCAGCGCAUUGUGGAGCUCAUCUCCCGGGUGUCUAAUGAGGAGGUCACUGAGGAGCUGCUGCACGUCAAUGACGACCUCAACAAUGUCUUCCUCCGCUACGAGAGGUUUGAGCGAUACAGGUCAGGCCGGUCAGUUCAGAAUGCUAGUAACGGGGUGCUGAGUGAAGUGAACGAGGACAACCUAAUAGACCUGGGCCCUGGCUCCCCCGCCGUGGUGAGCCCCAUGGUGGGGAGCACAGCUCCGCCUUCUUCCCUCUCUUCCCAGCUUGCAGGCUUGGACCUGGGCACCGACAGUGUCAGUGGCACCCUCAGUUCACUCCAGCAGUGCAACAAUCCCCGUGAUGGCUUUGACAUGUUCGCCCAGACGAGAGGGAACUCUUUGGCCGAGCAACGAAAGACGGUGACCUACGAGGACCCCCAGGCUGUCGCAGGACUGGUGUCUGCGCUUGACAGUAGGAAACAGAGCUCCGAAGCGAAGAGAGGUAAAGGAGGGGACUGUGACCUGGAGCCCAUAGACAGCUGGCUCAUGACCCAAGGAAUGAUCCCCGUUGCUCAGCCCUCUGUCAUGGACGACAUUGAGGUGUGGCUCAGGACGGACCUGAAGGGCGAUGACCCGGAAGAAGGAGUCACCAGUGAAGAGUUUGAUAAAUUCCUGGAAGAAAGAGCCAAAGCUGCUGAAAUGGCUCCCAACCUCCCCUCCCCGCCUGCGGAGGCCCCAGCCCCGGCCUCCACCCCUUCCAGCCGGAAGAAGCCCGAGCGCUCUGACGACGCCCUCUUCGCCCUGUGAGCUGUGCUGUGGUCCGGCUCCCCACACAGCAGGUCACCCCCACCUCACACCAGGCACUGGCCACUCCUCCCUCCCAGCCCCACAGGGUCCUGUGCUGCUGUGUCUCUUUGGAAAUGCCACUAUGUUUGCCCCCAGGCCUCCCACUAGUCAGGACCGGCUUCAGCCACUUUCCUCCCGGUGCAGGGGUGAGGUGCUGCAGCCAGAGGCCCGCCCUGCCCCACCCUCCUGCUCCACAGCCACCUCUGCCCACGUUGCUUUUGGGGAAGAGUGAGCGGUGGGGCCUGGCCUCAGGCAGGGCAGACCCAGGGGUCGUUUUCUUAGCAGACACCUGGACUGGCGUCUGGGCCCGGCCCCUUCCCGUGUCUCUGCCUCUGCCUGACUCCUGGCUCUGCUGGGGCUGGCCGACCCCCUGAGCCCCUCUGCUCCAGAAAGAGCUUGUCUGCAGCCGCAGCCCCGGGCUUCCUGCCCGGACUGCUGCUCCCUGACGCAUGCUACCUAUGGCACUUUAGAAGGCGCUGGGGGUGGCCACAUGUAGGGUCUCUCAUCUUCUUGAUCUCUCCAUCACUCAGCUGCUAGCCCAAUCGCAGGCCCCAGCUGGCUCGGGCCCUUGUGGGGAGGGACAGUGCCCAGGGCAGCUGGUUGGCAGUGCUCCCGUGGCGGCCUGUGAGACAGGCUGCGGGGGACACUCUCGGGGCUGCUGGGGAAGCUCUGUGGGGUCUGUGCAUGCUCUGCUUGGCGCUGUGACCUGACCUGGAGCAGCCUGGGGCCUCUCCAGGCCUGGCAGGGCCAGGUAGGUGACUAACAAAGAGAGGCCAGAGCCAGUGGAGGCCCAGUUCCUGAUUGUGAGGGCCUGGAGCUGUGCAAGGGAGGUCUGGCCUCCCCACCCCAGACUCCCCCAGGCCACCAUUCGCACCCUCUCUCCAAGCUAAGUCUGGGCCAAGCAGUUCAGGUCUGGGGCCUCCUGUCCCUGGCCAGGGACACUGCGUGCAUGACUGCAGUUCCCGAGCCCCUCUUGCCUGGCCUCAGCCCCAGAAGCAGCAGCGGUCUCAGUGGGCCGCCUCAGACAGAACGCGCGUCCUCAUGGUCCACGUCUGCAUUCCCGUGGGCACUCCACGCGGCACCCUUGGCCAGGUCAGUCAUGCCCAGGUCCCGCACUGAUGCCCCAGUGCAGCAGCCCAUGCGGCGGAGAUGGGCCUGACUCGGGUCUGAUGUGUGGAGCCAGGGAGAGCCACGCUGGCCAGCGGUUAUGCCCACCCGAGCCUCGUGCCCAUCUGGCACAGCAGGAGUGACUGCACGCCCAUCUGUCAGACCAGCUGGGGGUGUCACACUUCAGAUAUCAGACGACACCUGGAGCUCCUCUUUGCAGGGGGCCAGCCCGAUGGCUGCCCUGCCCUCUGGCAGCCUCUGUCCCACGACUGCUCCUCAGCCAGCCCAGCCUCUGGUUCCCCAGGACAGGCCCCCAGGUCAGCCUGAUGCUCCCGAGGUGAGCUGGCUUGACGUGGCCACAGGGAGAGACCAGGCUGACUCAGUCGUCCCGAACCCCCAGGUGGUAUGCCAGCCUGUACUCUAACAGGAUUCUUGGAGGGCGUGGGCCUUUCCCAGCCGACCGGAGCAGCCAGGCCGCAUCCUUGCCACAUUGCAAAGGGGGAGUCCCUGCAAGAGCGGCAGCCUGGAGGGUCCGAGGGAGAGGAGGCUCCUGGGAGCAGCAGGUGACACAGAGGCCCAGCCAGAGCUGCCCGCAUCCCAGUGUGCCAGGUGGGCCAGUGGACUCCAGAGGCUGGCGGGAAGCCACUGGCCCACACAGAGGAGAGUCACCUGCCUUCCCAGUCAGGGCUGCCCCGCAGGCUCUCCAGUACUUCCUGCCCAGACAGGAGUCCAGAGGCAGCCCCACCCCGGGCUGGGGGACCCUUGAGGCUUGUGCAGGAAGAAGCAGGUGCAGGCCAGGUGCCCUUGAGAAGGCUCUGUGCAGCCCUUCUGGGUGGCCUGUCCUGGGCCAUGUGGCUUGUGGCUCCUGGUGGCCUCUGGGGAGCGCAGCCCAUACUGCCUGGCUAGGAAACAGGCCCAACCCCCACCCGGCCCCCCAGGAGAGUGAGACCCUCUGAGCCACCCAACUCUCCACGAGUGUUAGACAUCACAGAUACAGUAUGUACUUAAUUACACUAAAUUAUUGCUGGGACUCCUUAUAAGCACUAAUUAUACCUGAUUAGAGGUUAAAAUAUUUAUUUUGUCAAAAUAUUUUCUUGGGGAUGUGUUUAACCUUUCCUGUGUUCAUUGUAUGUGGGAUUACAAAUGAGCCUCUCUCCUGCCACCCCUGUGGGCAGGGGCAGCAGGGACUGACGUUUUGCAUGUUUGACCCAGGGAGAUGGGGUGGGUGGUGGCCUGGGGCCAGCCUGCCCCACCCAGAGCCUGUUCAUGGCACCCCCUGAGCACUGAGCAGGGAGCACCACGCCCCCCUCGGUGUGCUAGGAUGAGGGGCCCAACAGAAAAACUUCCUUGCUGCCCCAGGGCUCAAGGAAGAAGUGACUUGUCUGUCUUCUGUCCUGUCUUCUGUGUCAGUCCCCCAGCAUGAGCGACCAUGCUGUCUCCUGGACCCUGUCUCAGUGUCUGUCCUUCCUUCCUCUCCCGGGACCCAGAGCAGAGGGGUGGGAGGCUGGCUGGGACAAAGCACCCCAGAACCAACUCCUGUGGGCACAGUCUCCCUGACCUCCCCUCUGUCCGUGCGCCCUUCCCUCCCCCGCCCUUCUGCCAUCAGCGCCAUAGCCAAGCUGUGUGCUCAGGAAAUGCCCCCCUGUGGUACCAGCCUCUCCUAGUGCCCUUUCCUGUCCAUGGGGGGUCCAAGCCGCCAAGCUGGGCUUCCCUGCAGCUGCCAGCCAGCCUGCCUGUGUCUGCGGUCACUCUGCUUCUCUCUGUAGGGCCUCCAGGUCCUCUGGAGAAAGGGGCAUGUGGUAUUUAUUUCUGAAAGUUUGCACUUCAUUCAUAAGUGUUCUCAGGAUUGUUGGGGGCUGCUGAGAAGAGAGUGUGUUGCGUUUGUUGUCUGGUUGUCCCAGUCUGGUGUCUGUCACUGUCAUGCAGUUCUGUGGGCAGAGCCCGCGAGUUCUGAGCAGGGUCAGGACCCUUGGUCACUCCCACACACCGGCUCUCCAUCCAGACAUCAGCUUCCUAGCGUGGGUUCUUGCAUGUAAAAUACUCCAUGAUAAAUAAACACGCGAACCAAC